CGCGCUCGGCCGGGGACUGCGGGGUCGCAUGGAGCCGGCGGGGCUCGGCCUCGUCUUCCUCCUGGCGCUGGGGCCCAGCGCCGCCUGCAGGAGCGGUGGGUGCUGCUACGAGGAGCUGCCAUACCCCGACGCUGACACAGACUCCUCGGGCCCCAGGGACCUGAGCUGCUACCGCGUCCCUGGCGCGGGUUACGAGUGCACCUGGCGCUACGCGGGGCCGGCGGGGGCGCAGCACUACCUGCGGAGCUGCCUCCGGCGCUGCUGCUACUUCGCCGUGGGCUCGUCCACGCGCGUGCAGUUCUCGGACCAGGACGGGGUGCGCGUGCUCGACGCCGUCUCGCUCUGGGUGGAGACGCGGGUGGCCAACUGCACGGAGAGGUCGGCGCGCGUGACGCUGCGGCUUCACGGCUGGGUCAGGUACGACCCCCCUCGGGGAGACCCCCGACUGCUGAGGGCCUCGGGGCGCCUGCGCAUGGAGUGGUCGGCAGCCGACCCCGAGCCCGCGGAGCUGCAGUUCCGCCGCCGGACCCCGGGCAGCCCCUGGGAGGUGGGCGACUGCGGGCCCGCAGCAGGACGCCGACUUCGCCCGGGCCUGACCGCGCUGCCGCCCCCAGAGUCCUGCGAGUGCCCCCUGGAGGCGGCCGCGGCCCAGGAGGUGCAGGUGCGGCGCCGGCGUCUGCGGUCGGGGGCCCCGGACGGCCCCUGGAGCAGCUGGAGUGACCCCGUGUGCGUACCGCCAGAGGAGCUGCCCAAGCCCGCGAUUUGGCCGAGCGUGGAGCCGCUGGGCCCGGACGGGAGGAGGCGGCUGAGCCUGCAGGGGGAGCCGCCCCCGCUAGAGCUCCCGGCCGGCUGCCGCGGGCCCGCCCCUGUCUCCUACGUGGUCCGGCUCCGCAUGCUGUCCUGCCCGUGCCAGCCGAGAGCCGCCCGGACCCUGCGCCUGGACCGGAGGCCGCUGCUCUCGGCUGCCGCCUACAACCUCACGCUCGUGGCCCAGCACCGCCUGGGCACGCUCCCCGGCCAGAGCUGGCACAUCCCAGCGGACACGCGCACGGGCCCGCAGAAUGUCAGCGUGGACGCCCAUGGAACCACGCUGCGCUGGGCGGCCGGCGCCCCCGGCACCACCUACUGCAUCGAGUGGCGGCCGCUCCCGGACUCCAGCGCGGCUGGCUGCAGGCUGUGGGCUGAGAGCGCGGGCACAGCGGUCCACAGCUGGAGCCCGGGAGCCGGGGAUCUGGGGCAGGAGCAGUGCUACCGCGUGACCGUCCUGGCGUCCGUGCGGCCCCAGAAGCCCACCGCAUGGUCCACGGUGCUGGCCACGCACGUCUUUGGGGGCAACGCCUCCCGCGCGGGGACCCCGGCCCGCGUCUCCCUGCGGACCCUGGGCGGCGGCGCGGUCACUGUGCACUGGGCCCCAUCGGUGCUGGGCGGCUGCCCCGGCGUCCUGGAGCGCUACGUGGUGCGCCUGCGCGAGGACGGCGGCCGCGAGUGGGAGCUGCCCCAGGACCCCGCCCUGACUGAGCUCACACUCCGCGGCCUGCCGGCCGGCGCCUACACAGUGCAGGUGCGGGCGGACACCGCCUGGCUGCGGGGUGCCUGGACACAGCCCCAGCGCUUCCGCCUCGCCCAGCCACGCCCUGCACCUGUCCCCGUCCUCGCCGCCCUGGGCGGCUUCCUGGGCGUCGUGGUCCUGGGUGUCCUCGGGCUCCGCGGCCUGAGCAGGGCCUCCCGUCUCCUGUGCCCCCCACUGCCCACGCCCCGCGCCAGCUCCGCCGCGCAGCUCCCCAGCGCCCUCGGGCAGCAGACUUGGCUGUGGAGCAGCCCGGCGGACUUCCCAGAAGAGGUGUACCCACAGCAGGCCCUGGUGGUCGAGAUGGCUCGGGACGAGAGCGAGGGGCUGGAGCUGCCCGGUGGAGACGCCGAGCCGACCCUGGACACGCGCGGCCGCCACGAGGCUGGGGUCGCGGGGCCGCCGGCCUGCAGGACACUGCCAACGGCAACCCCGGCCGGGUUUUGAGCACCUGCUGUGUACCCAGCCCGUCCUCAGCAGGUGCAGGGCUCGGUUUUCACGGCCGGGCCCCAGUGCCCCCCCAGCCCCUCUUCCUGGGGCCCUGACCACCGCUUUCCGGUGGGAACCCUGGAGACCGCUGGGAAGCGGUAGCUGCGCCUGGUGGGCAGCCCUGGCCUCGGCCUGUUUGGGGCGGGGGAGCUGGGAGUGGAGGCUGCAGGGGCUUCUGGGGAACUCAGUUUGCCGGCCCAUGAAAUGCGCCUGGUGGGGAGGGGUCUCAGCCUUUAAUAAA
Molecule: messenger RNA, 2297 nt
Organism: Lepus europaeus (European hare)
Lineage: Eukaryota; Metazoa; Chordata; Mammalia; Lagomorpha; Leporidae
Gene: IL12RB1
Product: interleukin 12 receptor subunit beta 1
Exons: 16
Coding region: 29-2014 (661 amino acids)
Molecular function (GO): protein binding
Source: RefSeq, a predicted model, not a curated record